GUUCCCCGACUUAUUACCAGCUGAUGAUGAUAAAUGACCCAGAGUCCAGCUGCCCGCUCCAUCUCCGCUGCCUGCCCCAGCCCCCUACCCCUAGAUCCAGCAGCGGAUAUUGCCCAGCGGGCGGAGCUCCGUUCCCUGGUUGCGGCUUCUGGGGAAGGUGGUAGCAAGGACGGUUGUUCUGGGUUGGUCCUCGAGGCAGAUCUGGCGGAGCGGAUUUCGCAAAAGAGGAUCUCUGCAUCUGAGAAGUUGAAGUGGGGUCUGGAUGAGCACGUCUUCAAUGCUUCGCGGGGCUUGAAUGCUGGUGGUGCUGGUGGUGUCUUGUCCCAUCGGCGUGGGGAGUUCGGCGGAACAGUACCGACGGUCACUUCGUGUCGCCCUUUCCAUAGGUCGUGCAGCUGGAAGGUGAAGGCAGGUGCUUCGUCGAUCUUUGAUGAAGGCUGGUCACUGGUCAAGCCAAAAUUCUGGUGGAGGAAGAGUCUUGAUUCUCAUGGAGAAUUGCCUCUGAAACAGCAUAGAGAGAUGAAGAACACCAGUUUUUUUAAGAAGAAAUUAAGUGGAAAAUGCUUCAACUGUCUGGCGUCUGACCACUACGCCUUUCUUUGCUCAGCGCCGGUUCGCUGCUGGCAAUGUCUGCAGACCGGACACAGGGCUAGGUCUUGUCCUAGAGAUAUUUCCCAGAGAAGAUCUCAUUCAUUUCGUGACCUACCUGUUUCACUCAAGCAUUCAAUUCAGAGAGACGGGUAUUCAACUCAGAGAGUCAGCCCUUUCUCCUCGAGCCAUCAACAGCUGAAUCCUCUCUCAGGCCCUCUUCAAAAGGGGCUGGAGUUGCAUCCUGUGCAAGCACCUCCCACUUCCUCCUUGCUGCAACGGAAGUCUUACCUUCAGGUUGUCCAGAGUGGUCAGGCAAUGGAUGCUCGCUACCCCGGAGACCCAAGGGCUCGGUCUGCAAGGGCUGUCUGCGCCAUCACCGCGACUGGUUUGAUCCGUCGACGCAGGGAUGAGUUAAUCAGUAAGGCGGUGGUUUGCUCCUUUGAUGGGAACAGUCAUGAGGUGGAUGUGCUGGCAGCGGGGGAUAUGCUGAGGGAUUCUUUUGAUCUUCAUCACGGUCAGUAUCAGCUUGUCAAGCAUUUUCCUGAACAGUUCUUUAUCAUCUUCGCUGAUUCAAGAACCAAGCAGUGGGCUCUGGAUAGGAGGUCGGUCUCAUAUCGUGGUCGGGUUUUUCACUUUGGGGACUGGUCUGAAGAGUGUUAUGCCAGGAAAACUUGCUUUGAAUUCAGAGUGAAGGUUAGGGUUGAGGGGAUUCCAGUUCACUGUUGGGGAGAAGAUGUGGCUGCUAGGGCUUUGGGCAGGAGCUGCGCUAUUCACUAUGUCCAGGAGCGCUCUAGGCGUAGAGAACGCACUAGGUCCUUCGAUCUUUGGGCUUGGUGCUCAGAUCCUUGUGAUAUCCCCAAGGAGGUCUGUUUAACGGUCACAGUUCCUGAUAGGGAGCUCCCUCCUUCUAGUGCCCCUCUUCCUCUAGUUGGGGCAAUGCAUGACUCACCAGCUGAUCUAAAGGAGGGCCAUGUGUACACCAUUCGCAACCACAUUGAAGUUGUUGAAGAUCUUUCCUUCAUCCAAGGAAGGGAUGUUAGAGGGGGUCCCCCUGGUCGUAGACCACGCAGAGAAUUUGUAUGGAGCUAUGGUUUGCCAGAUUCAGUUGGAGAAAAGAGAGAGAGAUCAGAGGAUCGCAGAGGCAGGGACUUCGUUCGACGCGACUGGGGUCACGAUGAUGAUGAGGAUUUCCAGCAGACUAGGCGUCAUGGCACCCGGAGACAUCGCAGUCUCUCUGGCUGGGCGCGUUCUUCGCGGUGUCGUGGAGGUCCGGGGGAUUGCAUCAGUUCGAGCGGCAGAAACAGACCUUCCACUCCAUUCCGUCGUCGUGGCUUGGUGAUUGGGCCAACUGUGCGCUGGAUUCCAAAGGUUAAGACCAAGUCGGUCUCUUUUGCUGACCCCCUCAUAUCUGCUGUUUGGUCUCCAGCUGCUGUAGGUGAGCCAGGUGGUGAUAUAAGUCUGAAACAUGCUACCAGAGAGACUCCUGGCGACAUGGCAGUUCAGCGACCUUUUUUUGCUGCUCCUUCAAAGGUGGAUCUGGUUGAGCAGCUUGCGAGGCAUUUCUCUAGGCCUCUUACCAAGGAACAAAUGGAGGCAAUUAUGGAGCUGGCAACUCAGGGGAAGGAAAAGGAAAGGACCAAGAAGAAGGGCAGCAAGGUGACACCGCUCAAGGCUCCUAUUAUCGAGGCUGCUAAGAUGCUCUGAGUUGUAUUAUGAGAUGUGUGGGUUGUUCUAGUGAACCAUGUUAUGUCGUUGGUGUACUUGUCUUUGGGUCGCCCGGGAUCUUUUGUUGGCUGCUUUGUGUAGCAGGUUGUUGUCUGGGCAGUGGUGUCUGUUUCCUUGGCUAGCAAUGUCUGUGUUUCUGUCUGCUUUAGUUUCUGUUGUAAGUCGCUGGUUGUUCGCUGCUGGAAGGGUGUUAUGGACGGUGGAAUGCCGGUUGGCUCCUGUUUUCCUUUCCUAUCCUGUGUACCACUUGUGUGUCAUUAUUUUGUUAAGUAGGGGUGCUGUUUUUGAUUAAUGAAUAUCAACUGUUGUAUUCUGUCUUGGAAUGUGAGGGGGCUAAAUGACCCUGCUAAGAGAGAAAGUGUGAAACAAUUGAUUCUCUCUUCUGGAGCAACUAUUGUUUGUCUUCAAGAAACAAAGAUAAUGAGCUGGAAUUCAAACUUAUUAAAGGAAACACUGGGGUGUAAGUUAGCAACUCAGUCGACUUAUUUAC
This is a messenger RNA of Zea mays, 2806 nucleotides long. RefSeq lists its product as uncharacterized. The transcript has 2 exons. The record is from RefSeq and is a predicted model, not a curated record. Lineage: Eukaryota; Viridiplantae; Streptophyta; Magnoliopsida; Poales; Poaceae. Gene Ontology annotation, molecular function: zinc ion binding; nucleic acid binding. Bases 34 to 2295 code for a protein of 753 amino acids.